Molecule: messenger RNA, 10126 nt
Organism: Taeniopygia guttata (zebra finch)
Lineage: Eukaryota; Metazoa; Chordata; Aves; Passeriformes; Estrildidae
Gene: PTAR1
Product: protein prenyltransferase alpha subunit repeat containing 1
Biological process (GO): protein prenylation
Cellular component (GO): cytoplasm
Molecular function (GO): protein prenyltransferase activity
Source: RefSeq, a predicted model, not a curated record
GUGUGCGCUGCCCCGGAAGCGCUCCCGCCGCGUCGCCUGCGGGAACAUGGCCGAGUCGGCGGAGGAGGUGGCGGUGCUGGUGCAGCGGGUGGUGAAGGACAUCCGCAACGCCUUCCAGCGGAACCCACACAUAGAUGAAAUUGGAUUAAUACCCUGCCCUGAGGCCAGAUAUAACCGGAGCCCUAUUGUCCUGGUACAAAACAAGCUUGGUGUGGAGAGCUGGUGUGUGAAGUUUCUUUUGCCAUAUGUCCACAAUAAACUUCUCCUCUACAGACAGAGAAAACAGUGGCUGAACAAGGAUGAGCUGAUAGAUAUCACAUGUACCCUGCUACUGCUGAACCCCGACUUCACCACUGCUUGGAAUGUGAGGAAAGAAUUAAUACUGUCUGGCACUUUAAAUCCACUUAAAGAUUUGCAUCUUGGAAAACUGGCGUUAACCAAGUUUCCAAAGAGUCCAGAAACAUGGAUUCAUAGACGAUGGGUGCUGCAACAACUAAUUCAGGAAAGCUCCUUGCCCAGUCUUGCAACUAAAGGAAACUUGGGAGCAGUACCUGUGGAGAGGAUUCACCGACUAGUGCAGGAGGAAAUGAAUGUCUGCUCUGAAGCUGCUGGGAGAUAUCCAAGCAACUACAAUGCCUGGUCCCAUCGCAUCUGGGUUUUACAACAUUUGGCAAAACUCACUGUCAAGGUUCUCCUUGAUGAACUUUCAUCCACUAAAUAUUGGGUAUCCAUGCAUGUCUCGGACCAUAGUGGAUUUCAUUACCGCCAGUUCUUACUCAGUUCCUUGAUACACAGAACAGUGACUGACAAAAACAUACAGGUAGAAAAUCAAGUGGUAAAUGAACAAAAUCCUAGCCUUCAGAAGGACGAAGAGAGUGCAGGGACAGAAGCUGCGUGUGCAGAGGAGCAAAGCGUGGAUCUUCCCCACCAUUUAGAUGAAGAGAUGGAACUCUGCAGUGAACUGAUUGAUAAUUACCCAGGGCAUGAAACCUUGUGGUGUCAUAGAAGGUGUGUAUUCUACCUUCAGCAGCACUUAAGCAACAAACUUCCUCUCAUGAGUACAGCGGUAUCAUCUGUGGACAGCAGUGAUGAAAGUCUGAGUAAUUCCCACCACAGUCCUGCAACAAGUCACGUGGCACAAGCUAUGGAUGUUGAUGGUUUGAAUGAAUCCAGCAGCAAACAAGGUUAUACCCAAGAAACAAAACGCCUGAAGCGUGCUCCUGUGCAGGACUCUCUUGGUCCAGAAAUGGAAUACCAGUUUGUUGAUAAAGUAUUAUCAACUUGUAGGGAUGUGGACCAAGCCAGGUUUGCUACUGCUUAUAGAAAAUGGCUAGUUACUUUUUUAGGUCAGUGAAGGAAAUGUUGAAAGCUUUCAGGGUUCUUCUCUUAGUGCAAUAUUCACUUUUCAGACACAAAUGCAUGUCUUGGUUGAAAGUGUUAGCUAACUCUGUGUUUCUCUCUCUUUUGAUGGUCAGUCCUAAAGCUAAAUUUCAGAGUAGACAUCUGUCACUUUAUUAAAGAACUGGCAUACAUUUUUAUUAAGCAAAUGGUUUUGUUACUUAAUCUCUCAAAGAAAUCACUCUUACCAGUUUCCUACCAUGUAAUCAUCUUUUUUUUUUUUUAACUUCUGCAUUGAGUUGGUCUCUAAAUCAUUUGAAUUUAAAAAAAAAGAGGUAAAAGAAAAAAGUUUGAAAUGCUUGUGAAACAGAGUUUCUGAAAAAAUGGGAGAAUCUAUCAGUAUCAGCUAAACUUGUUCCCAGUUUGUUCCUGUAUGGCAUCAUGCUAAUACCUUAUUGGAUCCAGACUAUAUUUGAUGAGUGCUAUUGUUUUUGUAUAGCAGUCUUUGGUAGAACACCAGAAUACAGUGUUUCUUUCUGAGGGCUUCAGUAACUGUUUUGGAACUGUGAUGCCUUUUACUGUUUUGGUUUUUGUUUGCUUAUUAAUUGUCAUGUUAGCUUAAUAGGCAGGUCUAUAAGGUUGAAAUCUUGAUAAGCAGAUACAGGAAAAUGUGGCAGAAAAAAUAGUUUCAACCACAGUCAGAGCUGUAUUUGGCUGUAUUUGUCAAUUUGUCUUAAAACUAUGACUACUUAAUCUCAACAACAAAAUCACACUGAUACACAUUUCUGAAUAUCUUUUUUACAACUACAGAUUCUCACACUGCCAAAUCACACAUUGUUAACUUGUACUUUAUCAAGACCCUACAAGUCAAUAUUGGAUGGAGUAAAACGUAGCUCUUCCAACUGAUGAUUGAGACUAUACAGUUAAUAAAAACAGUGACAGCAAGGAGGGAGCUAACCCUUCCCUUCUGUGUUUUUUUUCUUUUUUUUUUUUAAGAGCUUCAAAUCUCUGUUGUGUGGGUUUUUUUUCCCAAUUUUAUUCUUAAAGAAGAGCUUCUACUCCAACCGUACAUCUCUGUUUACAUAACUGAAAUUUUUAAGGGAAUUUGAAAUCAAUUAUGAAUGGGUGUAUUUGUAAUUCCUUAGAAUUGUCUGUAAAAGGGAUUUUUACACUAGUAGAAUUGUGCUGGUACACAGAUCCAGGGAAAAGGUCCUACAGUAGAAGUCUAUUACAGUUGACAACAUCACCUCUUUUAAAAGCAGACUAUUUUCUGAAGGGGAUUAGAUUUUCAAGUUAGUGUCCUUGCCAUAAUUUCUUUAUUUGUCUUCGGCCCCAAAUGCCUCUUGACCAUAAGUUUAAAGAUACUGUUUCUGUUGGGCAGAGAGAGAAACAAUGAGGCAGGAAAAAACAGACGUAGCCUGCUCAAAAGGUAUCACUUUGAAUCAAAAAAACACUCAAAAUGUGAAGUUCCUACACUUCUAAGUAGUUAGAUGAAUGGAGUUUACUCUUACAUUUCAAAAUGAAAAACAGGACCACCUGCAAGUCUUUAAGAGUAUGUUCAUGAUUCAUUUCAGGCACAAAGUAGCUAAAAAUGACAUUUUCUAAAAGCACACUGUUCUAUUUACAGUACAUAGAUGAGACUAUUCUAGGCUUGAGCAUCUCCGUGUCAAAGCUUUGUUUCAGAGGGCAUCCACACCUGCAGGUAUAUACUGGUAUACGUAGGUAUAUGUCUUACAUGGUCAUUAGCUUUGAGGUGCUAUGAGAUGCUGUGGUGUUUUGGUGAUGGUUUUAGUUGCAGAAGAACAUAAUUGUUGUCUAAAGGAGCCGUGGGAUUGGCUUGAGACUACGAUUUUGUCAUAAGAUGUUGCCUCAGUGAUCACUGACAAAUGGGUGGGUUCAAGUACAAACAGGAGUCUGAACUUAAAAUUUCGCUUGAGCAAAGAACUUUUACACAUCCCAAGGGACCUGAUGUUGAGUGAAUGCAGAUGAUACAUUAAAGUAUGUAAUAGCCUCGGUUGGCUUGAUUAACAGUAUUCCCAUUAAUGACCCAUAUGAACCUGGAAAGUGUGAAGUCAAGGGGGGCAGUGUACUAAAGGUCAGGUUCUUAGUCUUAAAUUACUUAGUAAUGUUAUUUGUGUGUUCUGUUUACCUUGGCAAAAUUUAUCUGUUUAUGAGAAAAAUAUUAGUGAUAGGAGCAAUCUCAGAAGUGGGGGCAUGAUAGGAAACAUUUCUUGACCUGUGGAAGGGAAGAGAUUCUCUCUUCUUGCACUGGAAAGACCGAGGCUUUCAGAAGAAAAUACUAUUAUUAUUAGAAUCUGACUUGAAACUUCUUCCAGACUAUAAUCUGGAGUCUUAGUUGGCAUUCUCAGAGCUGUACUGUGGAAGUUCUGUGUUUUUGAACUUGGCAUCAUAAACAUUUAAGCAGGUGCCCUCAUAUACAUGUGUAGAGUUGUUAUUCAAGUCAGUACAAGUGAUGCAUUCUUGCAGGAUAACAAGAUUUUGUCCUAUGUAAUUGAAUAGAGUUGCAUUGAAUUUUAGUACUUGGAAUAUGUUCUGAGAACUCUGAUUAGAGAUGGUGCUGAUAUUCUUACUGGUUUUGUAAAACACUGAUGGCUGUAGUGUAACUAAUAAGUGUGGGUUUUUGAAGUCUGCACCUCAUGGAAGUAUUCCUCUACACUCUGUUUUUUAAAUCCAGCUAGAAUAGUUACAUUUAGAAAUGUUUGUAGACCCGAAAACAAAACAGUGAAAUUGAAACAAGUAAUUUAUUUCUGUUUGAAGGAAAUGCAAACAGUAAGUUGUUAAAUUUGAGCUUUAAGUUUUUAGCAGUAACUAUAUAAAUUAUAUUAAAAAGGAAAAUAAUAUCUAAAUUGCUUUGAACUGUCAAUGUCCUGAAGCCUCUGCAUGAAUUGAUUAAAGAGGUACUUCUAACAUACUGUAUUAAGUUCAAAACCGAUGUGAAGUUCUGAAACUAUGAUCUUUGCAGCAUACCUGUCUAACCACUUGGUGUUACUGCAUGGUACCAUCUGGGCAGUGCUUGAAAGAAAAAGUGGCUUUAGGCCACUGGUAGGUAACAUACUGAGCGCAGCUACUUUACAUAAGGCAUUUAAGCCGUUUUGUGUUUCAGAGAUCAAAGACUAAUAAAUUAGUCAGUGAACAUUCCUGCAGAGAAAAUGUCCAGCAGAAGCUGCAAAAUUCAAGGUUCUCACUCUCUGAAGUUUCUUCAAUUAUAAAAUCAAACUCUGUACAUCUUUAAACAUCUUAAUGUAAAGUUCAGCAUCUUUCCUGAUUUUGUCUUCAGCUGUAGUAUGUGUCAUUUGAAUUGAUUCAUUUUGUUCACUGGAUUAGUCUUUGUAGAAAUUUGUUUGUACUAGAAAAAAAGGGUUUUGAGGAACAAAUGUAAUUUAAAACUACAGAAUUCGGAAUAGAAAACCCACAUUUAAAGUGGCAAAUUCUCAGCUGCUAAAUACAGUUACUGUUAUUUCACUGGCAUUAUGUUUGUCUUGUGCAUUACAGCUCUUGGAGAAACAUGAAGCAUUAAAGACAGCUACAAUAACUUGUAUGAAGUCGUUGGAAUGCAUUGUUAUAGCUGCUCUGGUUAAUAUUCUUAAUGUACUCAUGUCUGCAUAUUUGUGUUUUAUUGACUGCUUACAUAUUCUUUAUACAACAAAAUCCAUGUGUCAUUUAAAUAGGGGAUAAAGUAACUUGUCGGUUUAUACUAUUUGUUAAUUACCUUGUAUGUAAUUUGCUUUAAAACAAAUAAGCAAAGUGAUAAUAUAGUGAGAAAGCUUAGAUUUUUGUCUUAUAAUGGAAGUUUCUGGCAUUUCCAGUUUUAUUCUAGUGCUGCUUAGAAUGUGUAGCUAGACUUUAUGGAUGGGAGUGAUUUUUUUCCCUAAGUAGAUAGUUAAUGAAUUUUUUAAACAGUACUGUGUAAUAUUGAUGAACAGAAAGAAAGGGUUUUGGAAAAGUUUGUCUGCAUAACCAGACUCAAAAAGCAUACUUUUUUCAAGGACAUAUAAUACACUGAGCAAAAUGUGAGUACCAGAGAAUAAUUUAAAUUGUGAGUCUUUAGAGAUUUGAUGAUUAAAUUUUUGGACAAGUUGUUUGCUUAGUUUUGUUUUGCCUUUUGUAAGGGAAGAAUGCUUUUUGGUUUUUUUGGUUUUUUUUAAUCCAGUAAGAAGUGAACCAUUGCACUUAGAAAAUGGGGAGAAAAGCCCACAACUGCUGAAUUGUAUCUCAUAGAGCAAUUUUGGAAAAAACAACGAACUGACACUGAAACAUAGAUGUCACUUCAAAAUGCAUCUUUGCACUCACUGGAUGAUGAGAGAUACAUGUAACUAGAUCUUACAAUUUUAUCAGUGUCAGGUACAAAGAAUAGUGUGUAACUCGCCAAUUCUCAAAUGCACUUAAUAUUCAAGUUAGUUUCUAAGGAAGUUCAGUGUCCCUGCCUAUGAUAAUUUUCCCUGUGUACUCAGAGGUAUCUUCCUUCUCUCUUCUUCCAACUAGCUAAGAAGAAUCUAGCAAAGCAUUGGUGAGGUGGCCUAAUUUUGCGUUUGAGUAACUCUUACUACCUCCCAAAAAGUACUUUAACUGAUGGCCAUAAGUGGAGUUCAUCAGGCUCAGUUAUUUCAAAACCUCAUGCUAAGCCUAGAUCCUCUUUCAGACAUGAAAAGCGAGAGCUUUAUCAACUAAUCUAUCAAGUUUUCCGGGGAGAAUUUGAAGGAGAAUGGAAAAAAAAAUUGUAGUUAGAAAAACUAGAACUAGCAUAAAUUUUCAUUUGUCUUUUCCUCUGAAGAAAUAACUCUGUUGCUGAAUAAUGGAGGAAAUAUGCUUCCAAGGGAUUCCAUAUAUUACAGUUUUGAACUGCAGACCUGAUACUUCCUAGUGGCUUUUGCUUAGUAUAUAAUGUUCCUUCUCAGGGCAUAGUCUAUUAUAGUGAAUUAGGGUGCAUUUUUAAAGUUUAUAAUUAUUGAUUAAAAAGGAAAAAAAAAAGAUAAUCAUGUAACUGGCUUUUAAUUACUUUUUUUUUUGUCUAGCAUGGUAUUUUAUAAUCUACCCACAUGCCAACAUUGUACCCAGCAAUGUACAGUAGGCCUCACUAUCUCAUCUGCUUCAUACUGUUAUUCUGUUGAAUUGCUGUUGCAGUCUUGCAGGAAGCUCCUGACAGUUGUUGGUUUUAUUCUCUGAGUUUCCUAGUAGUAUUCAGUAAAGUAGUUAGUAUUGCAAAUUAUGUUGUAAUGAUGGGGAAGGUUUUUACAGCAUUUGUGUUGAUGCACUGUAAGUCUGAGAUUCAAUAUUUAAAAACCUUUUGUUAGGAUUCUGAAUGCUAAAUUUUUUUUGAUGGCUGUCAGAUGCUUACAUGCAACAGAGUUAUUCUGGAAAACAGAACUCUUAACUGAAGUCUGGUUUAUUAAAUGUCUUUUUCUGCACCAUCUGGAACCUGCUGUACAUCAUGCUGUAUAGACAGAGGUGGGGAGAGUCCACAGUGAGGUGCAUAUUUUCUUCACGAGACAUUUUCUGAUUGGAAUAUAAUUAUGGUUAAACAAAGAGCUUUUCUUGGAUGAGAUGCACCUGUCUGUUCAUUGUGAAUAAAUUUAUGAAAUUGGUACAUCAUUAAUAUGGUAAGAUUUGCUGAAUGGCUGCAUGUAAUGAGUAGAUAAAAAGAAUGUGGUUUUUUUUUUUAUCUGCUGUUAAAAAAAAUCACAUGAAUGAUACAAGGUACUAGAAUAUGUUUUUAGAAAGCAAAAUGUACCUACUGUGUUCAUUCCCUUUUGUACGAGUUUUUCUUUUUGAAGUAGCUACAUUUAAAACUGAAAGGUGUACUUGGGAACACACUUAACUUCAUAUAAUCUCAUUAUUUUCAUAUAAUCAAAAUAAUAGAUGUCUUAAAUGUUUUGAAGUAGCAUUAAGAUCCAAGGUAGUGACAGCACUACAGUGUUCAAGUGAGCCAAUAAUCUCUAAUUUUGUAACAUUACUGUGUUCAUCAAAGUAUUAUUCUAUGUAGGGAAAUGUUUAUUUUAUCAAGAUUUGUGCAGAAAUGUUUAAUUCUCAUAGCUUUCUUAUUAGGGGAUAUACAACUAGUUUUGAACAUAAUAUUUUUCAAUAUUUUUUCUAUGAAAAUUUCUCAGAUGCACAGUUGUGACCAUUGUAAAUCUUAUGUAGAUUUUCAAGAUGAAUUAGAUAAAUCAUAAAUUUUGUAGCACAAAGACUAAAAAUAUGACAGGACAGUAAGACUCUAAAAAAUAAUCUGCUAAAUGACCAGUGUUCUACAGGAUAGUGAAUGUAAAGCAUAAAGUUUGUUUUUCGCUGGUCUUUGUCAUAGGAUGCAUUCCUGUCAGAUGGGGAUUAUUGUCUUUUUGGUUUUUUUUUGGGUUUUUGUUUUUUGGUUUUUUUUAGUAAUCAGUAGAGAAUUUAUCUGUGAAUAAAUUAUCUAUAUUUAUUUUCCCACAAUAAGUCUGCAUAUAUGUGUGAGUGGAUGGAUGGUGGAACUGUAAUUAUGUCCUGUGAACUCUGCAAAAAUCAUCUACAUUUGGCUAUCUCCUGACACACUCUGUAUGGAUGACUUGUCCGGAGUCUUGAGUCUAGCAGGGUCAGUGCCAGGUUGUCUGUUGAAACCAGUGACAUCUGUUGCUUCCCCUCUCUGUCUUAAUCUGCCUGAUUAUCAUUAUACUUAGGCAAAUGCCUGCACACACCAACCAAAUCAUUAGUGGUGGUGUUUACUCCAAGUGCUUGUAGAGAGUAUUUGAGACUGUGAAAGAGUUUGUAAGGUCUUGCAAGCUGGGAAAAUUUGGGGGUGCUCAGCCAGUACCCAGGGGAUACUUUUCACAAGUCCUCUGGAAAGGAAAUGGACAGCCAUGUUUUGGAUGAGUGCUUUAGCAUCACAGGAGACUGAGAAAAGUACAACUAGUGACUUAAAUUGUGUUUAAAAACAAACAAGUAGUCUUUUUGGUACUCUAUUUUCAGUAUUUUUCUCACGUUCUUUUUGUAAAAAUAAAUCAUAUAAAAUAUUCUCAGAAUUACUCUUCAUUUUGAGUAUCUUCUGAUUUUGAAUUAUUGGAUUUGAGAGCUUUCCUUAAAGGAAGCAAUUUUACUGCAAAUGCUAGCACCUUUCCUGUUUCCUCUUAGACAAUGUGAUUCAUUGCAAGUCUUAGAAAAUGAGCAUCUGAAAUCACAAGGUGUCACUGAAAGUAUUGUUUAUUAUCCUAAAUGCAAAGAUUAAAAAAGCUUCUCUCAUAUACUUUGUGUUCUUUUUUUCAUUUUCUCUUACUAGCUGCUAGGUAGAAAGAAUAUGUAAGGAAGACCACAGUCAAUAUGAGCAAUCUUGACUUACUUAAUUUGGGUGUUCAUUAGUUCAGUAAGGAGCAAGUAAUAAACCCACUAGGUUCCGUGUAUAGAAGUAAUUUGCAGGAUCUAAUUAUUUGUUUGUGAUCUGAAUGCUUUACUUUACGUCUAUUGAAAUGAGUUUUGAAAUUCCCACCAACUUCAUUGAGAUCAGGCCAUGCUGUGGAGAGAGUUAUCAGCCUCCACCUGAUAGCCAUGACACAUUUAGUGUGAUAAAUUGUAAGGGACUUGUUUGUCUUUCACAAAUGGUUGUGUUUAUGGCUUCAGUUAAAAAAAAAAACCCAAAAAACCGUUAGUAUAGGGUAUAGUCCUUAUCACUGUGGAAAAGGAGACAUUAAGGUUAUGGAAUGUUAGAGGUUUAAAAGGGUAGCUAGAGAAAAACUAAGGGUACUAUAGGGUAUCAGUAGCUAAGGAAGCUUCCUUUUUCCCUCUGUUUUUCCCCCCCCUCUAUUCUCUCCUCUCUCCCUCUUUCCUCCACCUUCUGCCCCAGCUCAAAACUCCCCAUUCUCUCCCCUGCUUUCAUAAUUUUUCAUCUUUUCUAGUGGCAGACAGUUUCAUACAAUAUGCCUGUAUGCAAACCAGGAUAACACUAGUUUUGGAAGUAUUGCAUAUCAAUACCAAAUAGAUACCAGUGCUCAAGGUUUGUGCAAGAUAUUUAGGGAUGACUGGUGAGGUUUUAAGUGCUGUGUGGUAACUGAUGCAAUAUUGAACAGGAAUGUCUUAAUAAAGAGUGGAUGGUCUGAGUGUUGCUGUUCUCCAGGUGUGCUGUCUGCAUUUAUGGUCAACAGUAAACUGCACAUUUGUCAUCCUUCCAUCUCCACAAAUGCUUAUCACUACCUAACAGCUAAUCUACUUUGUAAAAUGCAUCUAUGUAAUGUUGAUUUGAGAAGUUCUGCAAUUAUUUGUUGUCAUCCAGUACUAGAUGACUUCCACCAUGCCUUUAGUCCUCCUUCAUUGAAACCUGGCCAAGUAUAGAUUUUCAUGGCUAAUACAUCUGGUUUUGCUGUGAAGGAUAUUUGAAAUUCCACCAUAUAAAACAGCAUUUUCCUGAUGUCUAUUUAGAAACACAGAAGGGCAUUGUGGCACUGUUUUCCAGUUGCGCACACUGAGUUUUACCUUGUUUAUCUCAAAUAUUUUUUUGCAUGUUAAUUAAAUUUUUGCAUAUUCUAGUAGUACAAAAUGACCUACAAAAUAAAAAAGAGCACCCUUAGAGUUCUAACUAUCCUAUGCAGAUGUCUUCCAAAAUUUACAGGUAUAAUUUUAGUGGUGGUGGUUGGUAAACAGAUUUUUUUCACUUAUUUAUCAGCAGACUUGUUUUUAUAUGUAUUAGUGACAAAAUGGACUAAGCACUGCUGUAAGUUAUUGUAUUUCUGUAGAAAAUGGAAAAUAGUGUAAUAUUGUUUUUGUUAAAUGUUGGCAGUUUAUAAAUAAACUUUUCAUCUCCUAAAAA